Molecule: messenger RNA, 3946 nt
Organism: Acinonyx jubatus (cheetah)
Lineage: Eukaryota; Metazoa; Chordata; Mammalia; Carnivora; Felidae
Gene: ADGRE1
Product: adhesion G protein-coupled receptor E1
Exons: 25
Coding region: 71-3301 (1076 amino acids)
Biological process (GO): adenylate cyclase-activating G protein-coupled receptor signaling pathway; cell surface receptor signaling pathway
Cellular component (GO): membrane
Molecular function (GO): calcium ion binding; G protein-coupled receptor activity
Source: RefSeq, a predicted model, not a curated record
UACCCUCUGUUGCUGAAAACGCGGAGAACGAAGGCAAGGUUCCCUUCUUUAAUGACAGAAACACGGGACCAUGUGGAGCUUCAGCUUGCUCCUCUUCUGGGGGUGUUGUGGUUUAUACAGCUCACGUAUUCUCUCAACAAGAUCCGCGACAAUGGGUGUGAAUGAAUGUGAAGAUACCACCGUGUGCCCAGCUUAUGCAACCUGCACCAACACUUUGGACAGCUACUACUGCACUUGCAAAGGAGGCUUUCUGUCGAGCAAUGGACUGACGCGGUUCCGGGGCCCAGAAGUAACAUGCAAAGAUAUAGAUGAAUGUUCUCAAAGCCCCCAACCGUGUGGUGCCAACUCAGUCUGCAAAAACCUGCAGGGGAGAUACAAGUGCAGCUGCUUGCCUGGUUUCUCUUCUCCCACUGGAAAUGACUGGACCUCGGGAAAGCCGGGUCAUUUCUCAUGCACAGACAUCGAUGAAUGCCUCUCCGAUGGGGUCUGCCCAGAGCAUGCUGAGUGUAUCAACUCCUUGGGAAGCUACAAUUGCAGCUGCCAGGUUGGAUUCAUCUCUCACAACUCGGUCUGUGAAGACGUGGAUGAAUGUGCUGACCCCGCAACUUGCCCGGAGCACGCAACUUGUCACAACAGUCCUGGAAGCUACUCUUGUGUCUGCAACCUAGGAUUUGAAUCCAGCAGUGGAAACAUGAGCUUGCAGGGCCCAGGAGACACAUGUGAAGAUGUGGACGAAUGUGCCAGGAACUCAACUCUUUGUGGCCUCAGCUCGGUGUGUACCAACACCCCAGGGGAAUACCACUGCUCCUGCCUGCCUGGGUUCUUUUCACCUGUUGAUUGGACCCCUGAGAAACCAGAGGAUUUCAGAUGUACAGAUAUAGAUGAAUGUUCUCAAAGCCCUCAACCGUGUGGUGCCAACUCAGUCUGCAAAAACCUGCAGGGGAGAUACAAGUGCAGCUGCUUGCCUGGUUUCUCUUCUCCCACUGGAAAUGACUGGACCUCGGGAAAGCCGGGUCAUUUCUCAUGCACAGACAUCAAUGAAUGCCUCUCCGAUGGGGUCUGCCCAGAGCAUGCUGAGUGUAUCAACUCCUUGGGAAGCUACAAUUGCAGCUGCCAGGUUGGAUUCAUCUCUCACAACUCGGUCUGUGAAGACGUGGAUGAAUGUGCUGACCCCGCAACUUGCCCGGAGCACGCAACUUGUCACAACAGUCCUGGAAGCUACUCUUGUGUCUGCAACCUAGGAUUUGAAUCCAGCAGUGGAAACAUGAGCUUGCAGGGCCCAGGAGACACAUGUGAAGAUAUUGAUGAGUGCCUUUACAUCAGCCUUUCCAAUGCAACAUGCACCAACACCCCUGGGAGCUACUUCUGCACCUGCUCUCCUGGCUUUGCACCAAGCAACGGACAGCUGAACUUCACAGGCCAAGACGUGGAAUGCAGAGAUAUCGAUGAGUGCUCCCAGGACCCAUCACCAUGUGGCCCCAGUUCUGUCUGCACCAAUGCCCCGGGCACCUACAGCUGUAGCUGCAUUGAGGGCUUUCGUCCCGAUCCAGAAGGCUCCUUCAACUUCAACUGCAAAAGGAUUCCCUUCAAGUGCAAAGAAGAUGUGAUACCCAACAACGAGUGGGUCCAGCAAUGCCAAGUGGGAGAAGCAGUGAUGGCUGAAUAUGGUUCCUUCUGCACACUAAUGAAUGCCACCUUCAGUGUUCUGGACAAUGCCUGUGAAAACAAAACCACCGUGGUUUCUCUGAAGAGUGCGGCUGAGAGCCUUACCUCUGUGCUCGAACAAACAUCCACAUGGUCCAACUUCUCCCAAGAGGAGACCUCUGCCCUGGCCACUGUCAUACUGGAGAGUGUGAAAAGCAGCACCCUGGCAGCUUUCCUGAAACCCUCAGCCAAUGUCACUCAGACUGUUCAGACGGAACACUUGGAAAUUGAAAGCAAGAUCAUCCAGGGAGAAUGUGCCGAAGAGAACAUGAUCCUUCACUUCAAAGCCAAAGGGAAUGAGAUGAAAAUCCGGUGCUCUACAAUCAAGGAAUCUGAAUCCAUAGGGAAUAUCACAGGGACCAUCGGGGUAGCUUUUGUCUCCUUUUCGGGGAUGGAGUUGUUUUUAGAUGAGAGUUUCUUCCAAGACCCUCAGAACCCCUUGGCCAAUUCCCAGAGGAGGCUAAAGAUGAAUUCUCACGUUGUGCAGGGCAUCAUGACUGGGGAGAAGCAAGAUGGGUUCUCUAACCCAGUCAUUUACACGCUGGAGAACAUCGAGCCAAAGCAGACGUUUGAGAGUCCUAUCUGUGUUUCCUGGAACACAGAUAUGGAGGGUGGCAGGUGGAUACCCUCUGGCUGUAAGAUCCAUGAAGUUUCUGAGAUGUAUACUACGUGCAGCUGUCAUCACAUGAUGAACCUGGCCGUCAUCAUGGCUUCUGGGGAGCUCACGACGGAGUUACCCUUGCACAUCAUUAGCCACGUGGGUUUGAUCAUCUCCCUGGUGUGUCUCGUCUUGGCCAUCGCCACCUUCCUGCUGUGUCGUGCCAUUCAAAACCACAACACCUACCUCCACCUGCACCUCUGCGUGUGCCUCUUCUUGGCCAAGACUCUCUUCCUCACCGGUGUAGACAAGACUGGCAACCAGACGGGCUGUGCCAUCAUUGCAGGCUUCCUGCACUACCUUUUCCUCGCCUGCUUCUUCUGGAUGCUGGUGGAGGCUGUGAUGCUCUUUCUUAUGGUCAGGAACCUGAAGGUGAUGAAUUACUUCAGCUCUCGCAACAUCAAGAUGUGGUACCUCUGUGCCUUUGGCUACGGGCUCCCAGGGCUGGUGGUGGCUGUCUCAGCCGGUGUGCAACCACAGGGUUACGGGAUGCAUAAUCGCUGUUGGCUGAACACAGAGACAGGGUUCGUCUGGAGCUUCCUGGGGCCAGUCUGCGCCAUCAUCCUGAUCAAUUCCAUCCUCCUGACUUGCACGUUGUGUAUCCUGAGGCAGAAGCUUUCCAGUGUCAAUGCUGAAGUCUCCACGCUCAAAGACACCAGGUUACUGACGUUCAAGGCGUUUGCCCAGCUCUUCAUCCUGGGGUGCUCCUGGGUGUUGGGCAUUUUCCAGAUUGGAUCCAUGGCCAGUAUCAUGGCCUACCUGUUCACCAUCAUCAACAGCCUGCAGGGGACCUUUAUCUUCAUCAUUCACUGUCUGCUCAACCGCCAGGUGCGGGAAGAAUACAGGAAGUGCAUUACCAGGAAGACGAAACGUAGCCCUGAGUCCCAGACCUCAGGGAUGUUACUGUCCUCUGUCCCCUCCACCUCUAAAUCGGGCUAAAGAUCUUUCUUACUGCCAGUAUGCUAUGAAGCAACAUUUGAGGAAAGCAGAUACCUACGGGAGCCUUCUCUGAAAUCUCUUCCCGGCUUAAUGUGCAGAUGUGGGAUCCUGCCAGCCCCAGAACUCUCUGGGAAGCAAGAAUUUCUGUUUCAGAUUAUCAGUUCUGCUCUUUGAGUUCCCAGAGUUUUGUGGAAGCAACAGAUCCCAGUGCAAUGGCAUGACCAAGAUUAUCUGGCUACCAUUUUGGUUUCUCCUAAAUUCAGUGCUGUAUGGCUCCAAGUGUACUUCUCCCGCACCCAUCAUGUGCCUGACACAGAGCAGCCCUCAAUAAAUUAUUUGUCAUAUGACUGACGACUUAGCCUUUAACAAAGAUUCCUGCUGCUCUUAAAGAAACAGUCAGUGUCAUGGUAAUGGUGGCCCCAGGGUAUGAAUAAAACACUUAGACCUAUAGACUACUUUUGUACAAACACUUCCAAGAGCCCUAUUGGUGAGUAGGAGCUCUGGAUGGGGCAGGACCUCAGUGUUUCAUGGAGGGUUGCAGUGCUUGAUGGCAACACCCUUUGGAAAGUGUUUUGGUUUCCUGGAACCUUUCAGGGAACCAACAUCUCUCUUCCUUCCAGGAACUUUCUUGGAACACGUCUAGGA